Molecule: messenger RNA, 1260 nt
Organism: Diachasma alloeum
Lineage: Eukaryota; Metazoa; Arthropoda; Insecta; Hymenoptera; Braconidae
Product: SUN domain-containing protein 1
Exons: 5
Coding region: 292-1260 (322 amino acids)
Biological process (GO): nuclear envelope organization
Cellular component (GO): nuclear envelope; meiotic nuclear membrane microtubule tethering complex
Molecular function (GO): protein-membrane adaptor activity
Source: RefSeq, a predicted model, not a curated record
UUUCGCUGUCUUACCUCGCGUGUGAAAAACGAGAAUUUUGACUGGCACGAGGUGCAGGACAUUCUUAAUAACCACUUGAUUAUCACUAUUUAUGUUAAUAAAUAUAAUACAACUUUGAAGCUAAUUCUUCGGAGUUUACUGCGACGUAUUUGUUGUCUUGACGUGAGGUCCUUGAUCAGCUGACUUCAAUUUGACUUAUCGACUGAGAAAACUCACCCAGGAGCAGAUUUGAAAUUUUCGGAAUGACGAUACACUCAACGUAUCAAGCAACAUCCACUCUUGAAAUAAAAAAUGGGAAUUACAAAGACCAAAAAAAUUGUAAGAAGCUCAAGUUUCGACGACUUCCAUGACUCGUCCAUUGAAUCAACAGUUUUGGAUGCACAGAAUCCUUUCGUGAGCAUUCUGAAACUGGAUUUAUUGGUUUUAUUAACAGUUGGAUACUACUUUCGAAGAUUAGUCAGAGUGAUCACACCGAUGCUGAGGAUAUUCACCAUCGUCAGCUUUGGAAUUACUUUGGUACUGACUUUUUUGUUGAUUCAUUCGUCGUUGAAUCACUCGUCAUCACGAGAAUUGGCAAUUGCUGGGCAAUUGCAGAGUACUAAUUAUCUGCUGCAGCAGGAGUUGGAACGAUUGAGAAGCAAGACUUUGGGCCUUGAACUUGCUAUUAGGAAAAUGAAUUCUCAAUUGAACGCAGUACGAGUGGACUCAAAAAAUCAUCAAGAAACAUUAGCUGAUUUUGCUUCAGAAUCGGCUGGGGGCUCCAUCAUUGACACCCCAGGGACAAAAUCGUAUCACGACCAGAGCCAACUCCAAACACUGUUCGGCAUUCCGAUCUGGAAGCCGAAUUAUUUCACUCCUCGCAAAGUCAUUCAGCCAUGGAGCCAAGCUGGCGAAUGUUGGGCUUUCUAUGGUGCCCAAGGAAAAAUUGAAAUAGAACUUGCAUAUUCAACGUUUGUCAAUAGAGUGACUAUGGAACAUAUUCCAGCUAGUGCAUCACUGACUGGGAGUAUUGAUUCAGCUCCCAAGGAAUUUCGUGUGCUUGGGAAAUUUCGAGGAAAAUACAUCGAACUGGGUAGCUUUAUGUACAGGGACGAGGGACCUCCAUCCCAAAGUUUUCAAAUUGUGAGAGAAGACAUGCAGAAUACACCAAUGAAGCAGAUAAUGUUGCAAAUCCUCUCCAACUGGGGCAAUCCCGACUACACAUGCAUCUAUCGUUUCAAAGUCCAUGGAAAAAUGUCAAAUAAUCUCCAGGAUAUGUAA